Molecule: messenger RNA, 1293 nt
Organism: Aspergillus glaucus CBS 516.65
Lineage: Eukaryota; Fungi; Ascomycota; Eurotiomycetes; Eurotiales; Aspergillaceae
Product: WD40 repeat domain-containing protein
Exons: 4
Coding region: 81-1172 (363 amino acids)
Biological process (GO): Arp2/3 complex-mediated actin nucleation
Cellular component (GO): actin cytoskeleton; Arp2/3 protein complex
Molecular function (GO): actin filament binding
Source: RefSeq, a predicted model, not a curated record
CCCAUUGAUAAUCCGUCCCCUUAAACACCAUACAACAACUGAACGACAGUAGAGAGCUCCUCCUGUCGUCUUACUUUACAAUGGCUACUCCGCAAGCUCACCAUCUCUUUCAUAACCCCAUUGCUGACCACUCGUUCUCGUCGGACAAGCAAACGCUUGCCGUUGCGCGGGACAGCAAUGUGGAGCUCUACCAGACAGCAGGCAACAAGUUCUCCUUGACUGAUGAGCUGAAAGGCCAUGAGAAGACUGUUACCAGCGUUGAUAUCGCUCCUAACAGUGGAAAAAUUGUUACUUGCUCUCAAGACCGGAACGCAUACGUCUGGGAACAAACUCCUUCUGGUUGGAAGCCGACAUUGGUUCUUCUUCGGAUCAACAGGGCCGCGACGUUUGUGCGGUGGUCUCCGUCUGAGCGCAAGUUCGCUGUUGGUUCAGGAGCCCGUGUGAUCUCGGUUUGCUAUUUUGAAGAGGAGAACGACUGGUGGAUUUCGAAGCACUUGAAGAAGCCAAUUAGGAGCACCAUCACUACUCUUGCUUGGCAUCCGAACUCUGUGCUUCUCGCUGCUGGAUCGACCGAUUCCCAUGCUAGAGUUCUCUCGGGCUUUAUUAAGGGAGUUGACACUCGCCCAGAGCCAAGCGCCUGGGGAGAGCGUCUCCCGUUCAAUACCAUCUGCGGCGAAUUCCUGAACGAUUCAGCCGGAUGGAUUCAUGGCGUGGGCUUCUCACCCAGUGGAGAUGCUCUCGCUUUUACUGGCCAUGACAGCAGUAUCACGGUCGUGUACCCGAGUGCUCCGGAACAGCCUCCUCGAGCGAUGCUGAACAUUCCCACCCGACUUUUGCCGUUCAACUGCCUUAUCUGGAACGGGGAGAAUGAAAUUAUUGCCGCCGGUCAUGACUGCGAGCCGUAUCGCUUCCAGGGCGAUGAGAGUGGAUGGAACCUCACUGGACCAAUUGAGAGCAAAUCUGGAGGAGGCGCUGGGAGCGUUCGAGAGGACACUGCUCUCAACAUGUUCCGUCAGAUGGAUCUUAAGGGCCAGACGCAGGCUGAUACCCAGCUUAAAACGACUCAUCAGAACACCAUCAGCACGAUCCGAGCUUAUGAGGAUACGAACGGUGCUGUCAGCAAGUUUAGCACUAGCGGAGUUGAUGGCCGUGUGGUCAUUUGGUCUAUUUAAGCCCGAGCGUAUUAAACGCGAUUGUGGUCAGUGGCCGCUGAAAGAGACAAGAUACUUUCUGCUAUACCAAAGAAUAUACAUAGAUUUGAGUAGCACAUACAAGGCUUAUUCUGAUGCACAA